Molecule: messenger RNA, 2944 nt
Organism: Grammomys surdaster
Lineage: Eukaryota; Metazoa; Chordata; Mammalia; Rodentia; Muridae
Gene: Bbs9
Product: Bardet-Biedl syndrome 9
Biological process (GO): cilium assembly
Cellular component (GO): BBSome; membrane
Source: RefSeq, a predicted model, not a curated record
ACCCCUCUUACAGCCUCCCUGGUGGUUUCAUCCUCUCUGUGAGCAUCCAGACGUGGAGUUUUUCUCUCUUGUCUUGUGGCUUCCGAGGGAUCCAUGUCGUUUUCCCUGCUUGUCUCUGGGGGAUGACAAGAGGGUGCAGGGGAUCUUGGGACUCACUUCACCUCCGUGGAGCUUGUGUUGCUGCUUGGCAGGAUUCUGUCUGCUUGGGGACGUGGAAAACUUCGAACACAAGACCAAGAGACCACAGCAGUUUAGAUGGACUAAGCUGAUUUUAUCAGCAGCUGCUCCCAAACAAGAUUGAAAGGAAAUGUCCUUGUUUAAGGCCCGUGACUGGUGGUCUACUGUGCUGGGAGAAAAAGAGGAAUUUGAUCAGGGCUGCUUGUGCUUGGCUGAUGUCGACAACAGUGGAAACGGACAAGAUAAAAUCAUUGUGGGUAGCUUCAUGGGAUACCUGAGAAUCUUUAAUCCCCAUUCUGUUAAAACCGGAGGCCCUCAGGCUGAAGAUUUACUUCUAGAAGUGCAUCUGCGGGACCCAGUGCUGCAGGUGGAAGUUGGGAAGUUUGUCUCAGGGACCGAGGUGCUUCAUUUGGCUGUGCUGCACCCCCGGAAGCUCUGUGUCUAUUCUGUCUCAGGGACACUGGGUAAUGUGGAGCAUGGAAACCAAUAUCAGAUAAAGUUAAUGUAUGAGCACCAUCUUCAGAGGACGGCCUGCAAUAUGACUUACGGGCCCUUUGGUGGCAUAAAAGGUCGGGAUUUAGUUUGUAUCCAGUCUAUGGAUGGGAUGCUGAUGGUGUUUGAGCAGGAAAGCUAUGCGUUUGGGAGAUUUCUCCCUGGUUUUCUUCUGCCUGGCCCUCUUGCUUACAGUCCCCGCACGGACUCCUUCAUAACUGUCUCUUCUUGCAGACAAGUGGAAGGUUACAAGUACCAAGUGCUUGCCUUUGCCACGGAUGCAGAAAAGAAGCAGGAGAUGGAACAGCAAAAACUUGGGUCUGGAAAACGACUAGUUGUAGACUGGACUCUGAAUAUUGGCGAGCAAGCCCUUGAUAUCCAUAUCAUGCCUUUUAACCAGUCUGCAUCUUCUGUUUUUGUUCUUGGUGAGAGAAACUUCUUUUGCCUAAAAGAUAAUGGGCAGAUUCGAUUCAUGAAGAAGCUCAACUAUAACCCCAGUUGUUUUCUCCCGUACUGCUCAGUUUCUGAAGGUACGAUCAAUACUUUGAUUGGAAACCAUAACCACAUGCUGCAUAUUUACCAGGAUGUGGCACUGAAGUGGGCCACACAGCUUCCCCACGUCCCCGUAGCCGUCAGAGUGGGCUGUUUGCAAGAUUUGAAGGGAGUGAUAGUGACCCUUAGUGAUGAUGGUCACCUGCAGUGUUCAUAUCUGGGGACAGACCCUUCUUUGUUCCAAGCUCCAAAAGUUGAAUCACGAGAGCUCAACUAUGAUGAACUUGAUGUAGAAUUAAAAGAACUUCAGAAAAUCAUCAAAGAUGUAGAGUCGCAAGGUGUUUGGCCCUUGACUGAACAGGAGGAUGACUUGAAAGUCUCUGCUGUGGUGUCUUCGACCCUGGAUUCUGUGUCUCAAGCCACCAAUGUGGAAACUGGAGCCGAUUCUGUCCCGUCCAUCACAAUGAAGAUUACCCUGCAGAACCGAGUGGUGUUGCAAAAGGUCAAGCUGUCCGUCUAUGUGCAGCCUCCACUGCAGUUGACCAGUGAUCAGUUCACCUUUGACUUUACGGUACCAGAUAUGACCAGCACAGUAGCAUUUUCUGUGUACCUGAAGAGAAGUUACACACCAUCUGAAUUAGAAGGAAAUGCUGUUGUUUCGUACUCCAGACCAACAGGUAUUCCUCGGGUUAUCCAAUGUAAAUUUAGACUUCCUCUGAAACUAAUUUGCCUACCUGGUCAGCCUUCAAAAACUGCCAGCCACAAACUAACUAUUGACACCAACAAAUCUCCUGUCAGUCUGCUUGGCCUCUUCCCAGACUUUGCCAACCCAUCAGACGAUGACCAGGUGAAUGUAAUGGGCUUCCGUCUCCUACGAGGCUCUCAAGUGACUGUUCUCGCUUCCAGAACUUCCCAACGAUACCGCAUUCAGAGCGAACAGUUUGAAGAUCUCUGGCUCAUAACCAAUGAACUCAUCCUCCGCCUUCAGGAACAUUUUGAAAAACAGGGAACCAAAGACUUUGCCUGCUCUUUUUCUGGAUGUGUGCCCCUUCAAGAGUAUUUUCAGUUGAUUGAUCAUCAUUUUGAGUUGCGGAUAAAUGGUAAAAAAUUGGAAGAGCUUUUGUCUGAGAGAGCUAUACAAUUUCGAGCCAUCCAACGUCGGCUUCUGGCAAGAUACAGAGACAAGACCCCUGCUCCACUGCAGAACCUGGACACCCUGCUAGACGGGACAUACAAGCAGGUGAUUGCUCUAGCAGAUGCGAUUGAGGAAAACCAAGACAAGCUGCUACAGUCAUUCGCCAGCCUGAAGAGUGCCACCCAUUUGCUGAUCCUACUAAUCAGACUGUGGCAGAGGUUGAGCGCUGACCAGACUGCUAUUCUGGAAGCAGCGUUGUUGCCACUACAGGAAGACACGCAGGAACUGGGCUGGGAAGAAACUGCGGAUGCUGCCGUUGUCCACCUUUUGAAAACCUGCCUGUCAAAGAGUUCCAAGGAGCAGGCUUUGAACCUCAGCAGCCAACUGAGCAUGCCCAAGGAUACCAGCCGGCUGAAGAAGCACAUUACCCUGCUGUGUGAUAGGCUGGCUAAAGGUGGACGGCUCUGUGUGAGCACAGAUGCUGCUGCCCAGCAGGCCACGGUUAUGCCAGGUGGCUGUACUCCAAUCCCAGAAUCAGACCUAGAGGGAAGGUCGCUAGACGACUCCACAGCGUUUACCAACCACGAGCACCUCGUUGCUGAGCCCCCCGUGCCUGAAGUCUCAGCCCUCCAAGGAGUUUUAGAAUAG